Messenger RNA from Fusarium subglutinans, 816 nucleotides. Its product is annotated as kelch 4. Gene Ontology annotation, molecular function: protein binding. Lineage: Eukaryota; Fungi; Ascomycota; Sordariomycetes; Hypocreales; Nectriaceae. The transcript has 3 exons. Bases 1 to 816 code for a protein of 271 amino acids. The record is from RefSeq and is a predicted model, not a curated record.
AUGUCUUUUCGAAACAUUACGGUCUUUGACCACGUCGGGGAUCAGAGGAGAGCACUUGGAAACCUCCUCAAAACCGGUGAAUAUUCCGACUUUGUCAUCAUCUGUGGCAAGGCGCGUCACAGAGUCCACAAGGCAAUCAUCUGCCCUCGAUCUGACUUCUUCAAAGCAGAAGCUCAGACUGGCGAGGUGGAGCUGCCCGAGGAUGAACGGUUCGCCGUGAGCAUGAUGAUCGAGUAUCUCUAUCAUCAAACAUACACUAUCCCCUACGACGCGGACUUUGGCCCGGAAUACCAGAAGUCGCCUGCAGUUCCUUACAAGCCAUCAACAGCACUGUUGAACAGAGCUCGUCCUUCUCUUAGUGGCAACUCCUCUAUCUCGCAGUCUCUUCUGCAUCCAAUCACACUGCAGGCUACUGGUGCCUUCAUCCAUCAUCUAGAAGAAUCAGCUGUAUGCUUCUUUAUCGUCCUUUACGUGAACCUAAGAGUUCACUACAAAGUCUAUGCACUAGGCGAAAAGUACGGCAUUCCUGGCCUCAAAGCCCUAGCUGCUCAUAAUUUCGAAACCGAGUGUGAAAAGGAGUUCGGUAGAAGCAGAAUUUUUGACCUUGGGGACCUGAUACAUGAGAUGAGGGAGGCAUACGCCUGCACCGCCGAAGGUGAUCGUCCUCUUCGCGACGCUGUGGUCAGAAUACUGAAGUCAAAGCCGAUCAUAUUUGAGAGGGAGGACGUGAAGGAGUUUCUGAAGGAAGAGGGCUUGGCCUAUGAUAUGGUAAUGAGCUGUGUGCAGGAUAUUCUGAGGAGAGGGGAGGACGACUGA